ACUACACAGAAAAUGAGCAGUAAGGUAGGAGUGAAGGCCACACAUGAAGAGUUGCUACUGAAACAUCAGCAGUACCUGCAGAGACAAAGAGAUGGCGUCGCCUUUAGAAUGAAGAAGCUGGCAGCUAAACAGGUGGAGAUAACAAAAAAGACCAAUGCAGUGAAGGAGAAAAUCAGGAAAAAGUACGAGAACAUGAAGCGGGUCCUGGACGAGGAUCUUAGGAUCACACUGACCCAGCUGGACAUCGAGUAUGAGGCCACAGAGAAGUUAUUGGAGGACAGAAUAGAGGACUGCUACCACCUCACUCAGGAACUGGACCAGGAACUGUCCAACAUUGGCGCCCAAGUGAAAACACAGGAAAUUGAAAUUCAGCAAGUCUUUGUUUUGUCUGAAACUAGAAUUUUUGAGACUCUGAAGCUGACUGACCCCGACCUAAUUCAGAUGGAUGAGUUCAAGAAUGAGCAACUACUGAGUCUCACCAUCAACCUGCUGCUGUUCAUCAGAUCCCAGGUCCCUGUCACCAAGAAGCUGUUUCAGACCUAUGCAGCAGACGUUGUCCUCGAUGCUGAAACUGCCCACCCAAAGCUGAUCAUCUCUCCCAAAGGCGACUCAGCCACCUACACGGACACCUGGCAGGAUGUCCCAGAGACCACCUCCCGCUUUGACAACACCCUGAAUGUAGUCAGCCAGGAAGGCUUCAGCGAGGGCCGCCAGUACUGGGAGGUGGAUGUGAGUGGGAAGACCUACUGGGAGCUGGGGCUCACCUACCCGAGCAUCCCGCGCAAGGGCCGCGAGGAGGACUCCUGGCUGGGCCGAGGCAAAGAGUCCUGGUGUGUGGAAUACUUUAAUGGAGACUACACGGCCUGGCAUGGGGGUGUCCAGUGUGAGCUGCCCGUGCUGGCAGGAAAGCAGUUCACUCGCAUCGGGGUGUACUGUAGCUUCCCCGGGGGUUUGGUGUGCUUCAUAGGAGCCGAUACUGUGACCCCCCUCCACUGUUUCUGCGCUGGGACCUUCACUGACACACUACAUCAAGCUUUGUGUCCUGGUCAUGACAACGAAGGCACGAACUGGAAGUCCCUUAUGAUCUGCGAUGCCUCUCGAUCUGCUCCUGUUCUCUGA
This is a messenger RNA of Anoplopoma fimbria (sablefish), 1119 nucleotides long. RefSeq names its product E3 ubiquitin-protein ligase TRIM21. Gene Ontology annotation, molecular function: protein binding. The record is from RefSeq and is a predicted model, not a curated record. The transcript has 5 exons. The coding region runs from base 13 to 1119 and encodes 368 amino acids. Lineage: Eukaryota; Metazoa; Chordata; Actinopteri; Perciformes; Anoplopomatidae.